Messenger RNA from Xyrauchen texanus (razorback sucker), 6998 nucleotides. RefSeq names its product potassium voltage-gated channel subfamily H member 7-like. The record is from RefSeq and is a predicted model, not a curated record. The transcript is spliced from 16 exons. Gene Ontology annotation, biological process: regulation of ventricular cardiac muscle cell membrane repolarization; membrane repolarization during action potential; potassium ion transmembrane transport. NCBI's taxonomy places the organism in Eukaryota, Metazoa, Chordata, Actinopteri, Cypriniformes, Catostomidae. Gene Ontology annotation, cellular component: membrane. Gene Ontology annotation, molecular function: inward rectifier potassium channel activity. Bases 297 to 3833 code for a protein of 1178 amino acids.
CGCAGAGAGACAGUUUCAAUUUGAUUGAGAUAGUGCUCACACCAGCAGCAUCACAGAGAGCUUCGUUUUCGUGUCUUUCGUUUCACAGAACGACAACCGGUGACGAAAAAAAAGCAAAUGAAUCACGGAAAGCGACUAUAUAACGUUAACGGGAGCGGUGGGAAGAAGGAGAAGAGUCCGCCGGAAUGACCCCUCACAAAGAGACGCGUCACCUCGAGCUGCGCUCGUGAAGCUUGUCAAGCGGAUUCAAAGGGGCGCGCGAUCCAGCGGCUCUCGCGCACAAACAGUCGUCAAUCAUGCCGGUGCGACGGGGUCACGUCGCUCCGCAGAACACGUUUCUCGGUAUUAUUAUUCGCAAAUUCGAGGGUCAAAACAAGAGAUUUGUCAUAGCCAAUGCACGCGUCCAGAACUGUGCCAUCAUCUAUUGUAAUGAUGCCUUCUGUGAGAUGACAGGGUUUUCUCGACCAGACAUCAUGCAGAAGCCGUGCACCUGUGACUUUCUGCAUGGGCAGCUGACCAAGCGGCAUGCCAUCGCACAGGUAGCACAGGCUCUGCUCGGUUCAGAGGAACGUAAAGUGGAGAUCACUUACUAUCAUAAGAACGGAUCAGACUUCCAGUGUACAACACACAUCAUUCCUGUGAAGAACCAGGAGGGCGUGGUCAUGAUGUUCAUCUUGAGCUUUGACUAUUUGUUGAAGGAGGGCAGCAUGGAUUCAUUAGACCGACUCAACCACACCUCUCCAGCUAAACAAGAACAAAAAAAAGGACGUUUCUUCCGUUUUUGUCUGCCUGCGCCACUGAGCAUGCUGGGUGUAAGUAAGCAAUCUCUUCCUCAGGAGGACCCAGAUGAGGUGACCAUCCAUUCUGUCAAUCAGAAUGAGAAACAUUCGUCCUGCUCGUCAUCUCUCUCUCUUUCCCUCUCUCCACGUGAACUCCACCCCCCCACCGGUGAGAGCUGUAGCCCCUCCUACAGAAAUGACACACAGGCUCUGAUUGGUCAGAGUUAUUUGGGGUCAUGUUCACCAAUCUCAGGGCCACAGGAUCACUCGUCUCCACGGGGCCCCUGGGAACGGGUGGACCCUCAAGAGCCUAUGGGGACUGCAUCCAAUAGGGCAUCGCGGGUCAGUAUGUGUACAUUUAGAAGAGUGUCAUCUACACAAGAUUUUGAAGGACUCAGCACACGUACACAGAGGACGUACCGUGAACGCCAUGCUAGUGAAGGUCCAUUUAAUCAGAUAAAAUCCAGCCUGUUGGGAUCCACAUCUGACUCGAACCUAACCAAGUACAGCACCAUCAACAAAAUCCCGCUCAUCACUCUGAACUUCUCAGAGACCAACAACGACAAGCGAGCGUCAUCUCCACAUUCCUCAGAGAAAACAAUCAUCGCAUCAAAGGUCAAAGAUCGCACUCAUAACGUCACGGAGAAGGUCACACAGGUUUUGUCACUAGGCGCCGACGUGCUUCCAGAGUACAAGCUUCAGACACCCCGAAUGAACAAGUUCACCAUUCUACAUUACAGUCCCUUCAAGGCUGUCUGGGAUUGGCUGAUUCUGCUGCUUGUCAUCUACACAGCCAUUUUCACACCCUACAGUGCAGCCUUUCUACUCAACGACCUGGAGGAACGGAAGAGGCGUGAGUGUGGUUACUCCUGCAGUCCUCUCAACGUUGUGGACCUCAUAGUGGACAUUAUGUUUAUUGUAGAUAUUCUAAUAAACUUCCGGACUACGUACGUCAACAUCAAUGAAGAGGUGGUUAGCCAUCCAGCUAGAAUAGCAGUGCAUUACUUCAAAGGCUGGUUCCUCAUAGACAUGGUGGCGGCCAUCCCCUUUGAUCUUCUCAUAUUUGGGUCAGGGUCAGAAGAGACCACAACUCUGAUUGGCCUGCUGAAGACUGCCCGACUGCUGCGAUUGGUCCGUGUGGCACGGAAGUUAGAUCGUUACUCAGAGUAUGGGGCAGCUGUCCUCAUGCUCCUCAUGUGUAUUUUUGCACUGAUUGCUCAUUGGCUGGCUUGCAUAUGGUAUGCAAUCGGUAACAUGGAAAAGCCCUAUCUUGAGCAAACGAUUGGCUGGUUGGAUAAUCUAGGCAUGUCCAUUGGAAAGCAGUACAACUACAGUGAUCCCGCCUCUGGUCCGUCAAUCAAGGACAAGUAUGUGACAGCACUGUAUUUCACAUUCAGCAGUCUGACCAGCGUGGGCUUUGGGAACGUAUCACCAAACACCAACUCCGAGAAGAUCUUCUCCAUCUGUGUCAUGCUCAUUGGAUCUCUGAUGUAUGCUAGCAUCUUUGGGAAUGUGUCCGCUAUAAUCCAGCGGCUGUACUCCGGAACAGCUCGGUACCAUCUGCAGAUGCUUCGGGUCAAAGAAUUCAUCCGCUUCCACCAGAUCCCCAACCCGCUCAGACAAAGACUUGAGGAAUACUUCCAACACUCGUGGACCUACACCAACGGAAUCGACAUGAACAUGGAGGUACUGAAGGGUUUUCCAGAGUGCCUGCAGGCUGAUAUUUGUCUUCAUCUGAACAACAGUUUGCUCCAGAGCUGUAAGGCGUUCCAUGGAGCGACCAACGGAUGUCUACGGGCACUGGCAAUGCGCUUCAAGACCACCCACUCACCACCAGGUGAUACGCUGGUGCAUUGCGGGGAUGUUCUCACGGCCCUCUACUUUCUUGCCAGGGGAUCCAUCGAGAUUCUCAGGGAUGACACCGUGGUGGCUAUACUGGGUAAGAAUGAUAUUUUUGGAGAGAUGAUUCAUCUGUAUGCCAAGCCGGGGAAAGCCAACGCAGAUGUUCGAGCGCUGAGCUACUGCGACCUGCACACCAUCCACAGAGAGGAUCUUCUGGAGGUUCUAGACAUGUAUCCUGAGUUUUCCGACUACUUCCUGUCCAAUCUGGAGCUCACGUUCAACCUGCGAGAUGAGAACACCAAGGGUGCCACGGGUCCUCAGAGGAACCUCUACACAGCAGUGAGUGACUCAGAAGACACAGAAGAGCCAGACGUCAAGACUAAACUCUGCUUUAAGAUAAAACACUUUGAAGGUACUCCGAACAGACCGAGGAGGCCAGACAGGGAAAGGGGGAGAGAGCUAGAGCGAGAGAUUCAUACACCACCGGGAGAGGAGGAGGAGGAAGAAGAGGAGGGUGAGGAAGAGACAGCGAGGCCACUGGGUUUGGGGGUUCUGGAUCAAUCCUUUCCUGUCAACCUGAACACCAUCCCUAACACAUACACUAAAGAUUGUGCUGAAAACAAUCUGUUUCACAAAGACGUGUGUGUUGAAGAAUGGCCUUUUGGGAAUGCAGAUGACUCAGCGAAAUGUCAAGACAGAGAGGGAGGCGAUGACUGUGAAAGUGAUAUCACAUUUGGGGAAAUGGAACAAAGACUGGAUCUACUGCAGGAACACCUUAGCAGACUGGAAGCUCAGAUGACAUCAGACAUCCAGUCUAUUUUGCUGUUGCUCCAGAGGCAGAGUACUCUGGGACCUCCAGCGUACAGCACUGUGGCUGUCAGCCCAGGGUACCACAAACCAGUCCAGCCAGUCACUGCCAUACAGACACAGAGUCCUGAUCAGGAGAAGGCCUGCAGCAAAGCCAAAGACUCAUUGCCUGCUGUUACCAAGGAGAUGACCUACGAUGUCAGCACAACUACCCCACUGGUGACAGACCAAGAGUGGGGGGCAGAGCUAGUGCUGAAGCCAAUGGAAAAUGUGCCCUUGGCAUCACAGCAGCCAAGAUCUCUUCAGCUGUCCAACAGACAAGCAUCCCUCCCAGAUUCGCCACCUGGCAGCGGCACGUCAGUGCUCCACAGGCCCUCCUCUGAUCCUGGACUUCCAGGGCAGUAACAUACAAUCAAAUAUGAUAGUUUUAAUAUAUUACAAACUGAUAGUAAAGCAAAAUAUAAAUUCCAAUAAAGGUAGAAUUCUUAGGGGAAAAUAAGACAAAUUUUGAAAGGAUAGUUCACCCAAAAAUUACAAUUCUGUUAUCAUUUGCUCACCCUUGUGUUGUUCCAAACCCAUAGACUUUCUAGGAAGAAUGUUAGCCUCAGUCAGCAUUCAUUUUCAUUGUAUUGGGGAAUAAAACACAAUAAAAGUGAAUGGUGACUGAGGUUGUUGUUCUGCCCAACAUCUGUGUUCAUUGGAAGAAAGAAAGAAGAGGGUAAAUGAGUAAAUGAUGACAAUUUUUAUUUUGGGCUGAACCUAUCUCUUAAAUAAUUUCUAAUUAUUGUGAGCUUUGAAUGAUUAUAAUCUGCAUUAUAAGUAAGAAGGCCUUAUAGAGAAGGGGCUUCCUCCUGUUGGCUUCUAAUGUGUAACUAUGCAUAGAUGGAAAAAAAUCUACAGUAAGCUCAACCUCCUCCCUUCACAAUAACAGCUCAGGGUAGAGACUGCAAAACAAAACAAAAGUCUUAUGCAAAGAACUUGAAAAUUACCAUCCAUGUCCCAUAUAUUAAUCAAAUAUAGUAGUGAAACAAAAGCAGGAAAACAGAGGCAUUAGCAUGAACUCUGUAGGAAUCUAUUUAAAGGUUAUUUUAUGUGUAUUUGUUUAAUAUAAUAUGUAAAUGGACGAAGCAAUCAUGAUAAUGAAAGAUGCAUGCGAGGGGAAAAAAUUGCAGUGUUCAUUUUUUUGCAUGUUUCUUAAAAGACACUGGAAAUCAAAUGCAAUGAGCUCAUAUUUUGUCCCUAUAUCUACUAUUUGAGAUUUAUAUACGUAAUGUACUUAUUUACUUAACUAUGAAUUUCCUGUUACUCAGGAAGAAUCUUUACUUGAACUGAACUGCAAAGCAAAGCCUCAUCAUUAAAACAGGUCAUCGUCUCAGAAUAUCACAUUAUUCUAACCCAUAUCAGCCAUUCACAGGUUAGUACAUUCAACAACACAUUGUCCCUUCAGAGUCAAGUAAGCAUUUGAACUGUCAGUAUUGUGAUAUUAUCUCAGUAUUGAAUUUGACAAAACGUUAUUCCAAGUGAAUUGCUCAUAUGAUCAACUUACAGUUUUUUGACCCUCAGAAUGCCUUGUACAUUUUGUGUUUUAGAUGCCUUUUCUCGUUUCUUUCUAUGAUGCAAUGUCAUUUUAGGACAAAACACCACCUGCAUGAUAUGCUGGUUCUUAUACUCUCCAGUUGUAGCAGUGUAAUCUAUUUUUAGCUGUAUGUGAUCCGAGAGAUGCAGGUGAAGGUAAAACCCCCAACCUUUAGCGGUUGUAGCAGCUGUGCUACCUGGCCGGUAACACUUUAUUUUGAUGGUCCCAAGUAGAUAUUUAACUGCCUAUAAGUGACUAUUUAACUGACUACAAGUGGCUUAUCAACUGGCUUGCUAUAGCUAGUAAACAGUGUUUCAACAAACAUUCAGUAGACUAUCAAUAGCCUGUAUAACAGCAGUAAAAUACCAGCUUAUCGAUUGAUUUGCUAUAGCUAGUAAGGAUGCACCAAUCCGAUACCUGGAUCGGUAUCGGCUCCGAUACUGAAGCUUUUAGGCGGAUCGGGAAUCUGACUGACGAGCCCGAUCCAAAUCCGAUACUCUGUGUUAGUCAUGAGAAGUUCAUAUGACUCUGAGGAAGCCAGAGGGUUUUAAAUUUAAAGGUGCACGAUUGAGAUAUAUUAUUUAUAUAUUACUAUUAUAAUAUAUUAUUAUUAUCAUUAGUUUACAAAUGAUAAUAAUAUUUAAGAUGAUUGGGUCCCAAAAAAUAACUGUUUGAGUGAAAAGUGAGCUGAUAUCUUAUAACUAAAUUGAACAAAAAAGAAAUCUGAAUCCUUAAAAUCCAGAUACUACUGAUGACUUAUACUGGAAUUACUGAUCAUUUUGCUGCUACAUUUUCCAGUAUACUAGUUAGAAGUAUUUCUUAAUAAGCUAUACAUUUAUAUUGAAAUAAUAAUAAUAAUAAAUAUAUUCUAAACUGAUUAUGCAAAAAACAACACUGGUACUGAGAUUUUCGAUAUUGAAUCGGAUCGAAAGAGAAAAAGUAGUAUUGGUGCAUCAUUAAUAGCUAGUAAACAGUGUUUCAACAAACAGUCAGUAGACUUUCAGUAGCCUGUAUAUAAAUCUCUAUUAAUGACCUUUUAAUGAACUGAUGUUCUCAACAAUAAUGUAAGUAGGUCAUUAAUAGAUAUCUAUUUACAGGCUACUAAAAGUCUACUGACUGUUUGUUGAAACACUGUUUACUAGCUAUAGCAAACCAGUUACUUAUAGUCAGUGAAAUAUCUACUUGGGACAUUCAAAUAAAGUGUUACCCCCUGGCCUUGCAAAAACACAAAAUUUAACACAAUCCAUAAACACGCACACUCUUAGUUUUCCAGUAUAACAUGACAGGAGUUCAUGUGUAUGAGGUCUGCAUGUUUUAACCAAAGUUAGUUAGAAGUAUUAAUAAUUGAAUCCACAACACACUGUCUUCCUAGUAUCAGAUAAAAUAAAAUAAAAAAGACAAAAAAUAGUGCAGAAAAAUGUAUGCAUUUCUUAAUUUACUAGUUUAUUCUCUUAGGGCCACCAGAUUUAGGGCAUGAAAAUAAAUCCGAUUGGGAGGCUGGAACCUGGAGGCGGAGCAUUGCGACAUAUCAAUGUAUUUGACAGAGCUCUAUAUUCUCACACUGUAGCAUAGCCUGGCAGGGCAUUAGCUGUGAUCACAGCAUGCUUUGACCUAACAGUUUCCUGUGAUAUGGUCCAAAUCAUGUCUCAUGUUUCAGUAAGUUGGCCGAAGCAGGAUUGCCUUUGGGGUGCUUCUGGGAUGUGGCCAGGACACAUGCUAGUGUGAGAAGAGAGCAAGAGAGGGAUACGAUUCUAUUGCGAUCUUUUGCACAAACACUUUAAAACAUCUUUUUAAAACUAGUGCUGUUCACAGAAUUGUUUUUAAGCAUUUUUUAAAAUGUUUGACACUGUAUUUUAUAUAAUGCAGCCCAUAACAGCAGGUUAGAAUGUUUUCUUCCUUGGGUAUAUUGGUAUGUAUUAUAUUUAUGAUGUAUACUGUGAAUAUUACAAGAGUUAAAUUCAACGCAUAACUGUGUAAAUUAAUAAAGGACAGAA